Molecule: messenger RNA, 1863 nt
Organism: [Candida] anglica
Lineage: Eukaryota; Fungi; Ascomycota; Pichiomycetes; Serinales; Debaryomycetaceae
Source: the annotation of a GenBank genome assembly
AUGAAAAUACUAUGUGUGGCAGAAAAGCCCUCGAUUUCAAAGGCAGUGGCGAAAACGCUUAGCGCAGACAACACCAGAACGCGUAAAACCAAGGCCAAGUAUAUCAUGAACUAUGACUUCAAGUUCAAUUUCCCAGGGUAUGGCUUAUGUGAUGUGACCAUGACCUCUGUGUUGGGACAUAUAACCAAUGUGGACUUCCCUCCGAGUUUCUCGUGGGGAAAAUGUCCUCCAGGUCGUUUGUUAGAGGCACCAGUUCUUGAGAUUGUGUCUCAGAAAGAUGUGUAUGGUAAUAUUGCCCAGGAGGCAAGAAAUGCCAACAUCUUAAUGAUAUGGACCGAUUGUGAUCGUGAAGGGGAGUUCAUUGGCUGGGAGAUCCUACAGGCAGCACGUCUGACAAAUACAAACUUAACUGCAGACAAUGUUUGGCGAAGUCAAUUUUCACAUUUAGAACGUACACAUGUACUUCAAGCAGCCAAGAACCCAGUAAAAUUAGAUGUGAAUGCCGUGAAGGCUGUUAGUUGUAGAAUGGAGUUGGAUCUUCGAGUUGGUGCAAGUUUCACGCGACUUUUGACCGAUUUGUUCCGUAAAAGUACCGUGGUUCAAUUAGAUAAGGGGAGUAAUCUUAUUUCAUAUGGUACAUGUCAAUUCCCCACCCUUGGAUUCAUUGUCGAUAGGUAUAAUAGAGUUAAGAAUUUUGUAUCUGAACCUUUCUGGUUUCUUUGUGUUGAUGUGAAACGAGAUAAUCAAACUGUUCAAUUCACUUGGACAGAGGGCCAUUUUUUCGACCGAUUAUACGUUCUAUUAUUAUACCAGAAUUGUCUUAAGUCUGACCAAGGUCAAGUGACAAAUGUUAUUCGGAAACCCACCAGUAAUUGGAGACCAUUGCCAUUGACUACAGUAGAAUUACAAAAGGAUUGUGCUCGAAUAUUUAAAAUGAGUUCUAAAGAUGCGCUUGAUGCAGCAGAAAAAUUAUAUAAUAAGGGAUUUUUGUCAUAUCCAAGAACGGAAACUGAUCAAUUCCCCGCUACAAUGGACUUGAAAGAGCUCGUUCAGAAGCAAACACAAGAUUCAAGGUGGGGACAAUAUUCACAAAGUUUACUUGAUGGACAAUUCAAACAACCUCGUGGUGGUAAUAGAGAUGAUAAAGCGCAUCCUCCAAUUCACCCUGUUAAUUAUGUCAAUACAUCAUCAUUGGACAACGAUAAACAGAAAAAAGUUUAUGAAUAUGUGGUUAGAAGGUUCCUAGCUUGUUGUUCCGAAGAUGCAAAGGGUGAACAAACUACAGUCACUUUACAAUGGGGGGAUGAGAAUUUCACUGCCAAUGGUCUUACUGUGAUUGCGCGUAAUUAUUUGGAUAUAUAUCCAUACCGUAAAUGGGAAUCAAGUAAACAACUUCCUAAAUUUGAUCAAGGUGAAGUCAUUAAAAUCAAUGGUGGUCGCAUGAAAGAUGGGAAAACAUCACCACCAAGUCAUAUGACCGAACCAGAACUCAUUGCAUUAAUGGAUGUAAAUGGGAUAGGAACAGAUGCAACGAUUGCCGAACAUAUUCAUAAAAUCAUCACUAGAGGAUAUGUGGUCAAAAUCAAACAACGAGGUUCGGAAUUUAUCAUUCCUUCAGAACUUGGAAUGGGUCUUAUAGAAGGUUUCGACAGGAUCGAAUUUGAAAACAUAUCUCUUUCUAAACCAUUUUUAAGAAAGAGAUUAGAAAACUCAUUACAGGAUAUUGUAGAUGGAAGAACUACAAAGGAGGUUGUGUUACUGGAAGUUAUUCAAUUGUAUCGCCAAGCAUUUGUACAGAGUGCUCAAAAUGGAACAACGUUGAUUCAAGCCUGCAAGGAAAUUAUUGAGGCAAACAAGUCAUAA